Molecule: messenger RNA, 2283 nt
Organism: Condylostylus longicornis
Lineage: Eukaryota; Metazoa; Arthropoda; Insecta; Diptera; Dolichopodidae
Gene: Taf5
Product: transcription initiation factor TFIID subunit 5
Exons: 3
Coding region: 125-2062 (645 amino acids)
Biological process (GO): transcription initiation at RNA polymerase II promoter
Cellular component (GO): transcription factor TFIID complex
Molecular function (GO): RNA polymerase II general transcription initiation factor activity; protein binding
Source: RefSeq, a predicted model, not a curated record
CAAUUAAUAUGAAUUAAAAUAUAUGUAUACUACGAUUGUGCACCAGUAAACAAAAUAUUUAUUUCGUUCGUAUUUUAAUCUAAAAUUUUAUUUAAAACUUUCUGCAAAAAUUAAAUUAUUAAAGAUGUCGGAAAAACAAGAUAAAAGGGAAUUAUUUGCUUUAUUAAAGUUAAUGCGAAAGUAUAACUUGAAGCAAACUGAGGACCUUUUAAAGCAAGAAGCGAAUUUGACAGAGGAUCUCGAUGAAGAAUUGCUAGCUAAAACACCUCCACCACUGCCUGAUGAAGAAAACCCUGAUAUGCUCUUCGGAAUCUACGAAGACCUGUGCAAUUUUAUCGAAGAGUCUUUGGAUAUAUAUAAACACGAAUUAUCAAUGGUCUUAUAUCCGCUAUUAGUUCACAUAUUUAUUAAAUUAAUGGAUUGUGGAUGUGAGGAGAAAGCGCACAAGCUGAUAGAAGAAUUCGGACCCCAACAGUUGUAUUAUUAUCAAAACGAUAUUAAAGUUUUAUCAGAAAUACGAAAGGUUUCUCAAAUGGAAACUUGCGAUUUAAUUACUGCUUUAAAGAACGAAAAAUUUACAAUUCGUAUUUCGCGGGACUCUUUGUCUUUAUUUAAACGUCAUACACAAGAUAAGAGAUUCGAUUUAGUUAAUCAGAUAGUAUCCAAAUAUUUUCAUUUUGACUUAUACGAAGGUGCUGCAAGAAAUAAAGAGCAAUGUGAAGCAACUGCUGGUGCCAUAACUGGCGAAGCUAAAAGAACGGACAACAAAAUUAGAGUUUAUUAUGGGUUGCUAAAAGAUAUAGAUUUUCAAAGCUUAAAUACGCCACCUGACGAAGAGGAGGAAGUUGAUGGAGAUGGAAUUGAUAGACCAAAAAAAAAGAAACCUAAGAAAGAUCCAUUAUUUUCGAAAAAGUCAAAAUUGGAUCCAAAUGCUCCCCCUUACGACAGAAUUCCUCUGCCAGAACUUAAGGAUGCUGACAAAAUGGAAAAAAUGAAAGCAAUGCGAGAGGCUUUAAAACGUGUUCCCUUAGGGAAAAACAGUUUACCGUCCUGUUGUUUUUACACCGUGCUAAAUGGAAGUGGAACUGUAACCUGUGCAGAGAUAUCAGAUGAUUCAACAAUGCUUGCGCUAGGAUUUUCUGAUUCUAACAUUAAAAUUUUUUCACUAACACCUUCUAAACUUAGAGAAAUAAAAUCGGCUGAUCAAUUAAAAGAUAUUGAUCGAGACGCUGAUGAUGUUUUAGUGAGAAUGAUGGAUGAUCGUACCGCCGAAAGUGCAAGAAAUUUAUACGGUCAUUGUGGACCUGUAUAUCGCUGUGCCUUUUCGCCGGAGAAAGUUUUACUGUUAUCUUGUUCAGAAGAUUCGACUUUAAGACUUUGGUGUAUGCAUACAUGGACAUGUAUUGUAGUAUAUAAGGGACACUUACAUCCAAUUUGGGAUGUACGGUUUGCUCCACAUGGUCAUUAUUUUGCUUCUUGUUCAAUGGAUAAAACAGCGCGAUUAUGGAGCACAGAUUCACAUCAACCUUUAAGAAUAUUCACCGGACAUCUUUCAGAUGUUGAUUGCGUUCAAUUUCAUCCAAAUUCUAACUAUAUUGCUACUGGUUCAAGCGAUAGAACUGUACGUUUAUGGGACUGCUUAUCAGGACAGUCAGUUCGUCUAAUGACAGGACAUAAGUCUACAAUAUGCUGUUUGUCUUUUUCAAAAUGUGGAAGAUACUUGGCAUCAGGAUCAUCUGAUAAUCGAGUGUUAAUUUGGGAUUUAUCACAUGGACAGUUAGUGGCCCAAUGCAAGCAUACUGCGGCUUUACAUACAAUUACCUUUAGCAGAGAUGGCACUUUAUUAGCAUCUGGUGGCCUAGAUUGUGUGUUGGCGUUGUGGGACUUUUUGAAAUUGAUUGAAGACUAUUCUAUAAGCAGUAACCAAUCAUCUCACAACCCUGAAGUUUUAGAAGGUGAAUCUUAUUUAUUACGCUCUUUCAGUACAAAAUCAUCUCCAUUUCUGAAUUUACAUUUUACUAGAAGAAAUCUUCUCUUAGCUGUAGGAUUUUACAAAUCCUAACUUAAAUUUCAAACAUCUUAAAAAAGUAAAAUUUGAAUUUUGUGGAAUAAAAUUAAAUGGUAGUUUUAUUAAAGUUUUAUAAAAACUCUUGUUUUUAUUUUAGUUCUUGUUUACUUAGAUACAUACAUACAUACUUAUUAAAUUAUUGAAAUAAAAAAAUAAAUUUAGGUAAAAUUUAAAAAUUUUAAAAAACAUUUUUUACACGAUUUACGAAUAUUUUG